AUGGACGAGGAAACUAAAAAAGCAAUUGCCGAAGCCAAGCAAAACUCCACUCCCGAAAAUAGGGCCAAAGCCGAAGAAAAGAUUUGCCAAAAUGGAGCCAAUAAUAAAUUAAGUAAUCUGAUAACUAAUAUUAGAAACAAACUAAAAAAAAGUAAUUUAACCAAGUCGGAAAAGGAAGCCGUCAUCAACGAGAUAAUCAAAUUUAUUCUUGCUGAUAAUAAAUACCAAAAAGAGGCUUAUAAAAUCAAAAGGCAUGAAGUGGAUGCUUUGUUGGCUGAACUGCGCGGGGAAAAAGAAAAGCAGGAAGGAAUUUCCGUGACAAGAUUGAAGUAUCUUGAACUACAUGAAAGUCAAAAAUAA
Messenger RNA from Paraglomus occultum, 360 nucleotides. The record is from the annotation of a GenBank genome assembly. Lineage: Eukaryota; Fungi; Glomeromycota; Glomeromycetes; Paraglomerales; Paraglomeraceae.